Drosophila sulfurigaster albostrigata is the source of this 8257-nucleotide messenger RNA. Its product is annotated as acetylcholinesterase. Lineage: Eukaryota; Metazoa; Arthropoda; Insecta; Diptera; Drosophilidae. Gene Ontology annotation, molecular function: acetylcholinesterase activity. Gene Ontology annotation, cellular component: plasma membrane. The transcript has 10 exons. The coding region runs from base 1370 to 3268 and encodes 632 amino acids. The record is from RefSeq and is a predicted model, not a curated record. Gene Ontology annotation, biological process: choline metabolic process; acetylcholine catabolic process in synaptic cleft.
UAGCUAGAGACAUCGUCGUGUAACGAACAGAAGCUCUGCGAGCAACUGCACCUCAUCGGCGUAUCGACGGCAGAAUACAGUGCGCAAAAAAUAAAUUAAAACAAAUAUACAACAAUAUUAAAAUAAAGAAACAGUACACAAAUUCAAUUUCCAAACAAGUGUAUUUCUGUAACUUUACGAGAAAUACUCUCACUCUCCCACAUCCCCAACUCUCCAUACAAAUUCUCUCUCCACACUCAUACCAACAUACAAACACACACACACACACACACACUCAAUCACAUACUCACAUAUGUCGCAUAUGGCAUAUAAAGACUAAACUAUAUUUAGUUAGUGUUUUUGUGUGCGUUUGAUUCUUAAGUUUUACAUUAUUGUGGCAAAUAUUGUGGCUGAAAAAUAUUGAAGAAAAUCCCUGUGUACUAAUAAUAGAAAAUUCCAAAUUUAUCUAAUUCCAUCUGCAAUAACAAAUUUCAAAACGGAAAUAGUAAACGAAAACAGUGUGAUGUAGAAGAAAUCAUCGAAUCUGAGUUUGUACCAAACGCACAAAGCUCAAGUUCAAACAAUAGCGUGGCAGCGGGGCCAAGCGGAGGUAGCGCACAGGAGACGCAACAAAAGUGCAACAGCUGCACAAAACUGGAAACUAAAAACUGAAACAAAAGCCCAAAAGUCAAAGUAAACCCAGACAGGCAAACACAAAAACGAAAGACAGAGAGAAAGAGAGAGAGAGAGAACGUGCGAAAAGGAGAGAGUGAGUGAGCGAUAGAGAGAAAGCAGAGAUAGAGAGACAGAAAAGCUGCUAGCGUGGAGUGCUGGAAGAAUGUGUAGUGCAGAGUCCACACGGCAGCUUAAAGUGGCAACAACAGCAGCAGCAGCAGCAGCAACAGCAGUAGCAGUGGCAGCAACAAACACAACCGGAUAAUAAGCAUAAGGGGCCAAGAACAACAGCGACAGCGACAGUAACACUAACAACGAAAUCAGCAGCGACUGCAACGAGUGUGACAAGUAUUUGCGGUAGGCUGCAGGGUGCGGAGCGCAGGCCGAUCCGACGAACUAAAGCCGCCAAGGGAAAAAAGCAAUAAUCACAAAAAACCACAAAUCCGAAACCAAAUCCAAAGCCAAAAAGAGAAAAACUAAAGUGAAGUCUACAGCACAGAAACAGCAGCAGAAUCAAAGCCAAGCGGCUAGUGGCAAGUUGCAAGUGCCAAGUGGAGAGUGACAAGUGGCAAGUGCAACUGUGUGAGUGACGUCACACGCCGCUAAGUAGGACACUCGGGCGGCAAAACGUAAAUUUCGUUAUUUUGUUGGCAGCACUCGCAUCCUCCGCAGUCGCAUUCGCAUUCGCACUCGCAUUUGCAUUCACAUCCGCGCAAUGGUCUCUCGGUUGAGCCUGCAGUCGCUCGCCGCGGCGCUCUUCGUGCUGUCGCUACGACUGAGCUGCGUGUGCGGCGUCAUUGAUCGCCUGGUGGUGCAAACAACCUCCGGGCCGGUGCGCGGUCGCUCGGUGACGGUACAGGGCCGCGAAGUGCAUGUCUACACGGGAAUACCAUACGCCAAACCGCCCGUCGAGGAUUUGCGCUUUCGCAAGCCGGUUCCGGCGGAGCCCUGGCAUGGCGUUUUGGAUGCCACCCGCUUGUCGGCGACCUGCGUUCAGGAGCGUUAUGAAUACUUUCCGGGCUUCUCUGGCGAAGAGAUCUGGAAUCCCAAUACCAAUGUAUCCGAGGACUGCCUGUAUAUAAAUGUGUGGGCGCCAGCGAAGGCGCGACUGCGUCAUGGACGUGGUACCAAUGGAGGCGAGGCAGACACUGAGCAUCUGAUACACAAUGGCAAUCCACAAAAUACGACCAAUGGACUGCCGAUUCUGAUCUGGAUCUAUGGCGGAGGCUUUAUGACUGGCUCAGCGACACUGGACAUCUACAAUGCAGACAUUAUGUCUGCUGUGGGCAAUGUGAUCGUUGCCUCCUUUCAAUAUCGUGUUGGUGCAUUUGGUUUUCUGCACUUGGCGCCAGAAAUGCCUGCUGAGUUUGCCGAGGAAGCGCCUGGUAAUGUUGGCUUGUGGGAUCAGGCAUUGGCCAUUCGCUGGCUAAAGGAUAAUGCACAUGCAUUUGGCGGCAAUCCUGAGUGGAUGACAUUGUUUGGCGAGUCAGCCGGCUCGAGUUCGGUUAAUGCACAACUCAUGUCACCUGUGACGCGGGGCGUGGUGAAACGCGGAAUGAUGCAGUCGGGCACAAUGAAUGCUCCCUGGAGUCACAUGACAUCGGCCAAGGCUGUGGAGAUUGGCAAGUCGUUGAUCAACGACUGUAACUGUAAUGCAUCCAUGCUGAAGACAAAUCCCUCACAUGUUAUGAGCUGCAUGCGUGCCGUGGAUGCCAAGACCAUUUCAGUGCAACAAUGGAACUCCUACUCAGGCAUACUCAGCUUCCCCUCAGCACCGACCAUUGAUGGCGCCUUUUUGCCAGCCGAUCCCAUGACACUGAUGAAGACGGCAGAUCUAAAGGAUUAUGACAUCCUGAUGGGAAACGUGAGAGAUGAGGGCACCUACUUCUUGCUGUACGAUUUCAUCGAUUACUUUGAUAAGGACGAUGCGACCGCAUUGCCACGUGACAAGUAUCUGGAAAUUAUGAAUAACAUCUUUGGCAAGGCAACGCAGGCGGAACGUGAAGCCAUUAUUUUCCAGUACACCAGUUGGGAGGGCAAUCCUGGAUAUCAAAACCAGCAGCAAAUUGGACGUGCUGUAGGCGAUCAUUUCUUUACCUGCCCCACCAAUGAGUACGCACAGGCGCUGGCCGAGCGAGGUGCCUCGGUGCAUUACUAUUACUUUACACACCGCACCAGCACAUCGCUGUGGGGUGAGUGGAUGGGCGUGCUGCAUGGCGAUGAGAUUGAGUACUUCUUUGGGCAGCCGUUGAACACAUCUCUGCAAUAUCGACCUGUGGAGCGUGAGCUGGGCAAGCGUAUGCUCAACUCAGUCAUUGAGUUUGCCAAGACGGGCAAUCCCGCUCUAGAUGGCGAGGAAUGGCCCAAUUUUUCGAAGGAGGAUCCUGUGUAUUAUAUUUUCAGCACGGACGAUAAGAUUGAGAAACUGGCACGCGGUCCUUUGGCUGCGCGUUGCUCCUUCUGGAACGAUUAUUUACCGAAAGUCAGAAGUUGGGCAGGUUCGGACUGCAAUGGUGAUUCGGGUAGUGCUUCCAUAUCUCCCAGAGUGCAGCUAUUGGGACUUGGACUUGUGAUCUACAUGUGCGCCGCGCUAAGGAUCAGAGGAGUUUUCUAAAAGAAAAUGUCUGGCAGUUUAAGCACAGCACAUUAACAAGGCACUCAGCACACCCUAUAAUGUAAAAGCGCAAAAAGAGAAACCCCUAUAUUAUAAUAUUUAGAUUGUCAAGUGGAAAAUUGUCGUAUGUAAAACGUAGCAAACAGAAAUUGUGCAAAGCCAUUAAAGUUUUUGAGAAUUUGAGCCAAACUUUUUGUAUUUUGGCCACAGCUGAACAUUUGUAAAUGAAUUUAGUGUUGCAUGCAUCCGCACAAAAGGCAGUACGAGUAGGAUAUUGUAGUUGUAUUUGGUUAGACUUAAAACUUGCAUCGAGAGGACAGUAAGUAGCAAGUAAGUAGGCAGCAGGACGUGAAUAUGAUGAUACUCAUGAUGAUGACUCUGAAUCCUUGCACGCGGCUUGCUACACAUAUCAAAGAGAAAUUUUUGCUGACUUUGGCGGCAUCUCAAUGUACACCGGAAGGUAUCCAGUGUACUUGUUUUAUUUACACACAACCACACAUGCAAAACCUAUAGCCACACCCACGAACACAUACAUACAUUAGCCACAACAAAAUGACACUUUUGUAGAACGCCGCAAAUUUGUUUCAUUUGUAUGAAAUUGGCCAACAAACCAGGCCCAAUAAAAAUAAAAAAACGAAAUCAAUCAACAGAAAUGAUAAUGAUUUUGAUAAAACGUUAAUGUUUGUCAUGCCAGCAGAGGGCAUUCAAAAUUUUAAAUCUCGCUCAGACAACAAUUUAAAAACGUACUGCUCCCAUUGCAAGUAGUAUUUUGCCAGCUGGCAUGGGUCCAAGUCUAUAUCCAGACUGCCCUCCCAUAUUUUGGAAGUCGAGUUUAAUGAUUUUGAUUUUAAAGAACCCUUAUGAAACUUGGCCAGAUUGCAUUGGUUUCAUAUUUAUGUUGGGAUAUUCAUCAUUUGGAAUACACAAACAAACAAAUAAAAAAUUGGUUAAAACGAUGCUUUAUUUUUUGCUCGCACAAGAAAUUUUAACCACAAUGUUCUUAUGACAAACAAGCGAAAAUUUGGUAAACACAAAACAAAUUGUAUUGUUGAAAGCAUGUGACAGUUUUAUUGAGCACAGCCCAAGAAAAAAUUACAAAUUUUAUAACGAAUAAGGUCCGAGAACUUGUAACUUGUAGAAUCGGUCAGAAACAGAAGUUUGUAGAAAACCUAAUGAAACAUUUAAAUGGCAAAACAUAUCAGUAUAUAUUAUAUAAACAUAUAUAUACAAUAAAAGUAAUACAUCUAUAUAUAGUAUAUAGUAUAUAUAUGUACAUGUAUUAUUGUAUUUGUACUAAACGUUUUACAAAUUGGCUUAGUGACAACAAAAAAAAAAAAAAGACGAAAAUAACUAAAAGUUUUAUACACAUAGCAAAUUGGAACCAGAAAAAACAUAAAUAUAAAAAUUAAGAAUAAAAAAAACACAGAAACCAAAAUGAUAAAAAAGUGCUGUAUAUUAAAGUUUGGUAUGUCUAUAUCUAUAAAUAAAUAUUCGAAAUAUAUAAAUGAAAUGGAAAUCAUAAAAUUAAAUGAAAUAAUAAAUAUGUAUAAUCAAAUAAUUGUCAAACUGAAAUAAAUACAUUUAGUUCCGUGUACGUAUGAAGCGGAUUAAUUGAGAGCAACUCGUAAUUAGAAUCAUAAUUUUAAGAGCAUAUCAGUACUCAAAUGUACUCUCAAAUCCAACAACUACUCGUAUGCAUUGAUGGCGAACAUUUUCGGAAUUAAUGAUCGCAAGCAACACUGAUAUAAACUAAGUUAUUUUUAUUAACAAUUAUUGUAAUGAAACACUCAUUAUUAUAACACCCACACAGUCAACAAACAACACACACACAGAUAUUGAUAAAGGUAAAAGUAUUGGACUUAUAAAGAACAAACGACGAACAAUUAAUUCAUACAUCAAUAAGAGGAACAGUAACUGUUUCUCACAUUUACGAGAACAUAACAUUAACAUAAUUAAUAACUAUUUGCGCAACAAAUGAAAAUGAAUAAGUAAAUCAAUUACGAUUAAAUAUUUUAUUGUUUUAAUUGUAAGUACAUAUGUAUGUAAUGUGGUCAAGCCUAUUUGAGCGAUGUUCGCUUUUAACUGUAGCAACUAGGGAAAAUUCAAUGUGAAGUCUAAACAACAAAUUAUAAACAAGUACUAAUACUAAUACUAAUACUAAUGCUAAACAAAAAUAAAUAUAUAAUACUAAUGCUAAUACUGAUACUACUACCUAGGACUCUAAUAACAAUAUAAUAACUAUACUAGGUUGGCUUAACAAUGGAAAUGCUGGCACUACAAAAAUGGACAUUUCUCUGGUAAUGUCUGUUGGAGCUAUGUUAAUGCUCUUGUCGAACCAACCUGCCAAAAGCUGGACUCACAUUUAGUAUAAGCUUGCAAAACUAUUCUGUUAUCUUCUGACACUACUAGAACACCAAAGAUAAGCAACGAUAGAAAAGCUCACUUAUGAACUCCAUGAAGAAUAUUUAUUAAUACAAAAAUUCAUUAAUAGUUAUCGUAAGUAAUUCAAACAUUGCCCUACAAAAAUCUAUGAUUAUACACAUUGACAAGAUUUAGACAAGCUAUAUCAUAUUGAGGGGAGCGCAUACUCGUAUUUAACAAAAAAUUAAUUAAUGGCAAAAACCGUAAUAAGAACUCAUUCCUAAUUUAUAAAUUAUCAAUCGAUUCAAUUACUUUUUAAAAACGUUUUGAUGAAAAUGUAAAACUUAAACAAUUUUUAAGUAUAUGUGAACAUUUAUAUUUUUAUACCAUGCAAGGCAAGCCGCAAUGAUGACAACUGCAUAAAAAUACUUAUAUAAAAACAAAAACAAAUCAAGUGUAUAACAUUAACAUUUUUUACUGCGUAUUGAGAAAAAUGUAUGGCAAGAGUUAAAUAUAUACAAACUAACUUGUUGACUCAAAAAAUAUUAGCUUUAAACGAUUAAAGAAGGUCCCAUUUCUCCUCCUGUUCAAGAUCAUUCAUCACCUCAUCACUCCCUCAACUCCUUUUCCCUUAGAACAUUUAUCACGAUAAUUCACAAUCUUUGCUAAAUAUUUCAAUAUUAAUUAAUGCAAGACUUGCGUUUCAAUGGUAUUCACUCCAAGCUAAGUGAUCUUGUCGAGGGUUCUCUGGAUUUGGAAAAUCUUUUGUACUAAGUGAAUGUUGAAUUUUAAGUCACACUCCAAGCUCUUACUUUAUAAUAAAGGCCAAUGAAUUGGUAAACCUCCAAUACCAAGGACUUGGCAUUGCUGGCAGUGUGGGCUUGGUCUACAUUCAUAAGGCACAUAGAUUUUAGGUAUAUGAAAUUAAGGAAUUUACUGUGUAUUUACGCCUUUUGCCUUUUGAAAUAUAAGUAAAGAAUUUUAAUGCGAGUAUUUUACUAUUAACAUACAUAUCUAUGCAAUUUAUUUUUGUGUCUUCUAUAUACAUAUUUAUUUUUGAACAUUUAUUUUCUUAAGUUUUAACAUUUUCAUUGAUUCCCCCCUUCUGAGAAAUAUAUUUUGUCAUUUUGCAUGGUUUUCGGCUCAAGCCAAAGAAUUGACAAUAUAAUAUUUCGCCUUAGAAGCAAAAGAGAUAACGAAAGAGAGACAAAUUCCAAGUGUUAUGCUUAUAGAUCUAAAUUUUUAUAUACACACACAUACAUACAUAUAUGCACACUCAUUCGAUUGCAUCUUAUUUGGUAAACUGAAAGCAGAAACAUAUAAAUAAAUAAAUACUUACACACGAAUACGAAUACAAACACAAACACAUAAUAUGAUUUAGAAGAAUUCGAUUUUCUGUUGCCGUUCUUCCAAGCAUCUAAAAAAAAAAACAACAGUUCAUAGAGAAGAGCACUCCAAAUAUCCACAGUGUGCUUUUGAUAUUGUAGUCUGCUAUUUGUAAAAGAAUUUAUAUAUACAGUAUAGUGCUAAUAGAUACUUAUACAUACUUACAUAUGAUAAUUAUGCAAAUAAUCGAAAUAUGCUGUUUACAUUCCGAAACUCCACGACACUUCAUAGAAACUAAUUACUCGUGUACACCACCACCCCCAAUCUCCCUUAAGCGAGUUCCGACUUGAAUUAGUUAAGCAGUUAAGCGAAUCUAUAGGAAACUUAAUAAAAAAAAACCAAUUAAAGUAUAAAUCAGUAUUUAGGUUGUUAAAGAUUUUAGGUUCUCCUUUUGUGUAAUACGAAUAUCACACAAAUACAAAUACAAAUACAAUGUUAAUUUUUCAGUUCGUUGUGUAUUAAGAAACGUUACUAAUUAUAUCAGCUACGACAUCUGAUAAUAAUAAAAUCGCAGUUCUAGAUGGUAGACGACAAGUGUACAAUGAAUGUUAAAUGUUGAUUGCGAUCAAUGCAGAAUUACUCAUAAAAAAAUGUUUUUGAAAUAAAAAAUAAUUAAAAUAAAAUAAAUGAUUGAAAAUACCACACAAAAUACCACACAAUGUUAAAAGCCAAGCACAGGAAUGCAUUUGAAGUUUAAACAUACAAAAUACUUAUAACAGAACAAUACUGCAUACCUACAUAUAUAUGAUUCACAUAUAACACGAGUAAUAUUUACCAUAAAGUACUAAGAUCAAUAAGUUUAAAGAUACAUCUCAAAGUAUAAAAAUGAAUAAUGAUAAUUGAAAAGCCACAAAAAAAAAAAAAAAGAAAAACAAAGGAUUACUUAAAGUAUGAAAACGUAUGUUUGGUCAAGUUUGAGCACGGUUUUUUUAAAAGUGUAAAAAUCAAAUACAUAUCAAUAUAUGGCCUAUUAUUUAUUUAGUUUUAUUACAAUUAUUAUUAUUGAGAAUUGUGAAAAUGAUUGAAAACUAAGAAAUCGAUUAAUAAUAAUACUUAGCUGCAAAUUUAAGGCUCUGAUUUAUGACUUUUUAAGUAGGCAAUUUGUAAAAAUAAAGCAACUAAUUGGAGACACAACAAUUCAAAUGUACGAAUAACUGUAACAUUUGACAGUCUGUUAACAAUUGCGUUGAUAAACAGUAAACAAAAUAUAACAAAAUCCAAAAAAAAAAAAACAAAAACAAA